Puccinia triticina is the source of this 513-nucleotide messenger RNA. RefSeq lists its product as uncharacterized. The transcript has 3 exons. The coding region runs from base 1 to 513 and encodes 170 amino acids. The record is from RefSeq and is a predicted model, not a curated record. NCBI's taxonomy places the organism in Eukaryota, Fungi, Basidiomycota, Pucciniomycetes, Pucciniales, Pucciniaceae.
AUGCCAUUCUUAAAAUCACUAGUACUAGUAGUGCUCACGAUCAUAGUUUGCGGGUUGGAAGCCAAGAAAUUGACCUGGGCUCAGCAAACGAAGUGUAUUUUUACUUGCCCACAGAACAAGCCUAAGACCCAAGGAGCCUGCGCAAAAGUGAUAGCUUCGAAACCAGAUUAUCCGUUUAACCCAACGAAAUGGAACAUGCAAGCAGCAAACCCAGUACGAGGUCACCCCGGCUAUUUCAAUUGCAUUGGUAGCCCAAUGGAGUUCGCCACGUGUGCUCUCCCUGCAGGCAUUCCACAAGGCGGAAGGGACGUACGACUCGCACAGUAUCUAUACGACAAGUUACUACGAUUUGCCAAAGGACUGCAGGGUGCCACUGAAAGACAUGAUAAGAUCGGGCUCGUGGAGGACCAUCGGCACUACGAUUUGCCAAAGGCCUGCAGGGUGCCACUGAAAGACAUGACAAGAUCGGGCCCGUGGAGAACCAUCGGGAGGACCAUCGGCACUGGGCAUUAA